AUGCCGACAAGUUCAAAAACAAAGCGACGAAUUAUUGGGUAUAGGGUUUGGUCACUCGUUAUGGUCCGCAAACCAGUUGCCAGCGCAAGAGGUUAACUGGAUCAUAUUUGGCGGCUCAUAUUUUCUCAGUUUUGAGUAUAUUAAAAUGUACCCCAAAAGACAAAACAAAUAAUAAAUUUAUUACUUGUUAAUAAUUUCUAUCCAGUGAUCGACAUAUCGACGAGUUGGAAAAGAAAGCGACGAAUCAUUGUAUAUGGCUUGGUCACUCGUUAUGGUCCGCAAACCAGUUGCCAGCGCAACGUGUGA
This is a messenger RNA of Heterotrigona itama, 306 nucleotides long. Lineage: Eukaryota; Metazoa; Arthropoda; Insecta; Hymenoptera; Apidae. The record is from the annotation of a GenBank genome assembly.